This is a messenger RNA of Galleria mellonella (greater wax moth), 883 nucleotides long. RefSeq names its product eukaryotic translation initiation factor 3 subunit K (gene eIF3k). Gene Ontology annotation, molecular function: translation initiation factor activity; ribosome binding. Gene Ontology annotation, cellular component: eukaryotic translation initiation factor 3 complex; cytoplasm. The coding region runs from base 200 to 844 and encodes 214 amino acids. Lineage: Eukaryota; Metazoa; Arthropoda; Insecta; Lepidoptera; Pyralidae. The record is from RefSeq and is a predicted model, not a curated record. The transcript has 4 exons. Gene Ontology annotation, biological process: regulation of translational initiation.
CAUCACAUUGCCCGUUGUCCAAUGCUCAAUUCCGACCAUAUAUACACGCAUGCUUUUGUUCCAAUUUCCAUUUAAUCAACCUUUUUGAACCAUUUUUAAAUUUUUAUUUGUAUCUACAAUACAAAUAGCAGUGUGGCAAUCUUUAGAAAGCAAAUACAUUGAAGUAUUUUGUUCAUUGGAUAUUCAAUAACCAAUAAACAUGGCUGAGACUAUGAAACAAACUGUUGCUACUAUAUUAAAAAGUAUUGAGAGAUAUAAUCCAGCAAAUCUUCAAACCUUGGAAAGAUAUGUGGAGAUGCAGUCUCGAGAAAAUACAUAUGACUUGGAAGCUAAUUUAGCUGUGUUAAAGCUGUACCAGUUCAACCCGGAGAAAUUCAAUCCAGACAUUACUUGUCAGAUUCUUCUGAAAGCUUUAACCAACUUUCCACAUACUGAUUUUACUCUGUGUAAAUGUUUACUGCUUGAGUCUGUGGUGGAAAAUGAAACAAUUUCUCAAAUAAAAUAUUUGGCAGAUAUCUUAGAGCAGUGUGAUUUUGCACAAUUUUGGCAUAGAGUACACCAGAUGCCAGAAUUGUGUAAUCGUAUCACGGGUUUCCAUGAUUCAAUUCGCAAAUUUGUGUGUCAUGUAGUCGGUAUAACAUUUCAAACAAUUGACAAGAAUAAUCUUGCCAAUCUACUUGGUGGAAUUGAUGAUGUUCCAUUGAAACACUGGGUGAAGAAAUAUGGUUGGAGAGACGAUGGUAACCUCAUCUUUAUUGCUAAUCAGGACGAAAAUAUUAAAACAAAAAAUAUUACAGAGAAAAUUGAUUUUGAGCAUUUGGCUCCCUUAAUGGCACUGUUGUAAAUGUCAACAUAAAUAAAGUGUUAAUAUCUUGCUAAUAUA